ACGGCUGACUUGGAAGCGUAGACUCGCCUAGAUGCCGAGAGCGAACGGCAGAGUACAAGCUAUGUGCGAUUCGUAGAACAAACCGCGAAACAAGCGAGCUAGCGAGCGGCGAAGACAUGGAGAAUUUGUUAGCCAAGGCUCUCUAUGACAACAAAGCAGAGUCUUCUGAUGAGCUGGCAUUUCGCAAAGGGGACAUCUUGACAGUGAUUGAACAGAAUGUGCUUGGCAGUGAGGGCUGGUGGAAGUGCUCUCUGCAUGGACGGCAAGGGCUGGCUCCAGCCAAUCGGCUUCAUUUACUCUCCCCCUUUCAGGAAGAAGUCUUGCCUCUCCGAGGUUCUGAUGGGAGCUACAUAGAGAAGUUUCCUUCCUUUCCAGCCCUGGAGAAACCUCCAACAUAUAGUGUUCAGAAUAUCUAUCAAAUCCCAACGCCUGCCCGACCUGUAGGUCCAGCCUAUGAAGUCAUGGAAAGUGUCUACAAAGUUCCAUUGCAGCAUUCCCCAAGACAUCCUGUACCAUCUUCACUCAGACAGUCUUUGGAGAGCACAUCAGAGGCAUUGACUAAGGCCCUGCCAUUCUCUGGAGGAACAGCAGGUUCCUGUUUGAGCUAUCCUGGCAAAACUCAGAAGGAAGUAUAUGAUGUCCCCACUCUUCAGAGGCGUUCUUCACAGUUCACAAUGCAGUCAGCCCCACCUGGCAUACGGAAGCAUCCUCAAUUUGUCUCACAGUCUGAAUUAGAAAAACCUCCACACCAGUGGUACAAUAUUCCUGGAAUGACUAAAGCGUGCAUUGGAAAUGAAGGAAAUGUCUAUGCAGUUCCUCCAGCUAUGUGCCAGGACCCCAGUUAUGACAUACCUGUUCCAUCAAGUGAAGAGGGUCAAAAGAGGCUAAACGUUGGUUACAAUACACUUCCAAAUCCACGGAAAUCUGAUUGGAUCUAUGAUGUUCCAGUUUCUCCAGAAAAGCAGGAGCUGAAGUCCUCUGGCCUGGGAUCCUAUGGCACACUGCCCUCAAAAGGUGGGAUAUGUGGAAGGCAACUUUUCUACGACACCUUGCCUGCUCGAACUGGAGAGAAACCCACUCCUCUCAACACAAGUUCUGUUUACGACAUCCCAAAGUCCACCAUUGACACAAGUGUGGAAAAUAAAUGUAUAACUAGAACCAACAAUGCUGAUCUAUAUGAUGUACCCCCAAGUGUAAAACAACAGGUAUUUCAAGUUCAGAGUAUGUAUGAUGUUCCCCAGUCUACAGGAGAACAUUCCCCCCGCAGAUCGUCCAACAAUCCUGCACCCCUGCAGUCUCAUAUGACUUCUACCACAUUCCCCAUCAUGCACAGGGAAGUGCCUUGCCCUAUGUAUGACCGUCCACGGGGUUCCAUGGGAAGAGAGGGACAAAUAAUGGGAGGAGGGCCAGCUGAUGUAUCAGCACCCAAAGAACCAGUUAUAGAAAACAGUGAGCAAGAAGAAAAUUCAAGUGUCAAAAGUGCAGACAGCCAACGCAACAGCACAGCCUCUACAUCAUCUACCUCCUCUUGUGAUUCUUUGCCACCCACAUCUCUGUCACCAGAGCCACAGAGAGAGGUGACACUCACCUUAGAAGAAGCUAUUAUGAAGCUUGGCCAGCUUCAGUCAGAUGUGUGUCAACCAGUGUCACGGCUUAUGGUGUUCAUCAGCAGUCAGUGGAGAGCAAGGCAUCAUCUGGCAGUUCACUUAGAAGAAGUUAGAUCUGCAACUGAAGAGAUUACAGCCUCCAUGGCUCACUUCCUAGAUUUUGCUCGAGAUGUGAGAGGCAAUGCUAAACAUCUUAAAGACAUUAGCCUACAGGCACGGCUCCAUAAGCAGUUAGCUAUUGUGGAGGAUUCUGGACUUAUCCUGCAGGAAGCUGCUGAAGCCUUAGCAAAGUUAGGAUGGCAUAUUGACUCUCUUGUUCAAGAAGAUACCCAUACUGCUGGUACACCUGAUCACCUCGAUAGGUUUGUGAUGGUUGCUCGAACCGUUCCUGAAGAUGUUAAAAGACUUGUUUCCAUUCUUAAUGCCAAUAGCAAACUUCUGUUCAGGCAGAAUCCAAAGAUCAGUGAAGUAAAGGACAGAGGGAAGUCUGAUCCAGAGAAAAUAAAGACAAAUAUGGAUCAGACUCAAGAGUUCAUGGAUUCAGGUGUUGAAGACAACGACUAUGUCCAGCUGCAGAGGAAAGAAGAGUUUGAAGAGCAACAAAAGGCUCUGAAGCACAAGGCACCUUUGAAGACUCCAUUGGCCAUUCGUCCUCAGCAGGCUGAGGAAAAGGCAGUUUCUUCUACAAAAGGAAAGGAGUGUGGCACACAAGUCCAGAUGGUGUCCUCAGAACACUGUCGCCUUUACUUUGGGGCUUUACAGAAGGCGAUUGGUGUAUUUGUCACAAGCCUCAUUGAUGGCCAACCGCCUGAGAAAUUCAUUUCGCACAGCAAGCUGGUGAUCAUGGUCGGCCAGAAGCUGGUGGACUGCUUGUGUAAGGAGGCCCACAAGAGUGAGUUGGGCCGGGACUUGCUGAGCAAAAGCAACCAUCUGUGUGCUCUACUUAAGCAGCUGGCGGUAGCCACCAAGAAAGCUGCAGUUCAUUUCCCCGACAAGAUUGCUCUGCAGGAGGCACAAGAUUUUGCCAAAGAGCUGGCACAAAGAGCACAGAACUUUCGGACAUCUCUGCAGCUGUGAAAUACCCAGUGGCAGAAGAACUUCUGGUUUUCCACUUUAAAAUUUGCACCUGAUACUUUGAAAAACAUUUGGGCAUAAGAUGCUGUAAAUACUUUGGUACAGAGAAAGCAAUUUCUUGAAACUAGAGAAGCAGUCUAACAUGAUGGCAACAGGCUGUUUUCUAAUAAUCCUGCUCCUGCCAUCCUGGAGUAGCCUGCAGCACACUUUAAGGCACGGGUGGGCAGAUUCAGUCCUGGAGGGCUGCAGUGGUUGCAGGUUUUUGUUCCAACCCAGUUGCUUAAUUAA
This is a messenger RNA of Polypterus senegalus (gray bichir), 2969 nucleotides long. It is a transcript of the gene cass4, whose product is annotated as Cas scaffold protein family member 4. Bases 117 to 2684 code for a protein of 855 amino acids. Gene Ontology annotation, molecular function: protein binding. Lineage: Eukaryota; Metazoa; Chordata; Cladistia; Polypteriformes; Polypteridae. The transcript has 7 exons. Gene Ontology annotation, biological process: cell migration; cell surface receptor protein tyrosine kinase signaling pathway. Gene Ontology annotation, cellular component: cytoplasm; plasma membrane. The record is from RefSeq and is a predicted model, not a curated record.